Aspergillus wentii DTO 134E9 is the source of this 1004-nucleotide messenger RNA. RefSeq lists its product as uncharacterized. The transcript is spliced from 2 exons. The coding region runs from base 171 to 743 and encodes 190 amino acids. The record is from RefSeq and is a predicted model, not a curated record. NCBI's taxonomy places the organism in Eukaryota, Fungi, Ascomycota, Eurotiomycetes, Eurotiales, Aspergillaceae.
CAAAGAGGGAAAUGCGUGUCUUUGAUGAAUUCCAAAGUCGAGAUUUGCUGAUAUCUUCAUUCCGUCCGUGAAAUCUUUACUGCUCUUCUCGUUAUCUAAGUCCUAAGACUUUGACUCUUGACACAAAACAGUCUACUCACAUCAACAAAUAACCAAAUCAACACAUCAAAAUGCACGUCUCCGCUGUCGCUCUCCUGGCCCUCGCCGCUGGCUCCGCCCACGCCGGCCAGAUCAAGGAGGAGACCACAAUUAAGACUACGGCUGUCCCUCACACUACUGAGAAGGUCUCUCAUACCACCGAGAAGGUCCCUCAUACCACUGUCGAACCCGUCAAGACCCACAGCCAACACCAGACCUUCCCCAGCGUGACCAUUUCCUCCAAGACCAGUCACCUCACCCACACCACAAGUGCCAAACACACCAACCCAACCAGCGCUGCUGUCGUCACCUCUUCCCACCCCGUUAUUCCCACGAGUAGCGCCCACGCCAGCGGCCACGCUAGCUCCAGCGGCAUCGCCUCCCAGAGCAAGACCAAGACUAGCUCCGGCUCCGCCGCUCCCUCCGGCACCAGCGCCGGCUCAGGACCCAAUGGAGGCGGAAACAUUGUCAACGGCGCUCAGCCCGAGUCUCCUACCUCCACUGGUUUCGUCCCUUCGAACCCGGGCGCUAAGAUCUCGCCUGAGUUCGGGUACAUCUCUGCCGUUGCGGGCAGUCUCGCCUGGGGUGUGAUGCUCAUGGCAUAGAUGAUGAACUCUUUCCCUUUUCUUGCUUUACGACUAGCUUGAAGAGGAGUCUAUUGCCUAGUUUAUUUUGCCUUUCGGUGUUGGAUUUGUUCUGUUUUACCUUACCUAACCCAACUCCCUUGGUUGGCUAUUCUACCACUGGUUUCGUUGUUAUGGUGUUAGAAUGUCUUUGGUCAUUAUUUUAUUGGAGAAAUCUGGCGUUUCAUUUACGUCCCCCCCUUCCUUUGGCUAUGCUGAUUUUACUAUCACACGGGGUUUAUC